Molecule: messenger RNA, 2051 nt
Organism: Syngnathus typhle (broad-nosed pipefish)
Lineage: Eukaryota; Metazoa; Chordata; Actinopteri; Syngnathiformes; Syngnathidae
Gene: nabp1a
Product: nucleic acid binding protein 1a
Exons: 7
Coding region: 917-1549 (210 amino acids)
Biological process (GO): double-strand break repair via homologous recombination; response to ionizing radiation; mitotic cell cycle checkpoint signaling
Cellular component (GO): SOSS complex
Molecular function (GO): DNA binding
Source: RefSeq, a predicted model, not a curated record
CGUCCCGAGGCAUAGUAGAAGAUUGAAAGCAUGGCUUUCUGUGGCUAUCAAAAACUUGCUUAGCUGACCAACUGCGCAUUUUGUGCACAUUUAUUUCGACAUGAAAACGUAGCGAGGCUAUUUAUUAGAACUAUUGACAACUUUGGCCGCCUGCUCAUUUAUAGGGACACACACCGGUUAGAUAAACUCUUUCCAGAAAACGCAACACAAAGGAAUUGCGGUCGGUUAGUGUUGUGAAAAUUAUAUAUUCAUUUUUUUAUAUCGAGGCCUACAAUUUCAUUUCAACUCAGCAACGAGCCUAAACGUCAACUAAUAUUGACUGAGAACUCGGGGCUUUCCAGCCCGGUAGUUUAUUUUUUUUUAAUGUAGUUCGGCGCUUGCAUUGCGAAAUACUAAGUCUUUCGUGUGUCUAUUUUUUUUUAUUAUUCGAACCCUGUAAUUAUGACAGCCCGCGGUCAUUGGCGAUAACCAUGACAAGAAACUCGACUCGCAAAAUGAAAGAAAGUAGCUAACGAGCUAACUGUCGUUGUAGCCAGGUAGCGGCUAGUUAGCAUUACCAGCAGAGCUAUCCCAUUGUUGUUCAAAGGUGAUUUUCAUCUUAUUUGCUCUUGUGAUCAACGUGUGUGAUUUGACUCCAAAAUAGGUAGUUGUGUUCAUAAACGAUCCCUUUUGGGUGUUUCGGCGUUUCCCAUAACUAAUAUGCUAGCGGGGCUACUGCUAACAUAGCUAGGCUAGUAUUUGCUUGCUUGCUAAUUUGCUUGGGUGGCAUCGACGCGGACAAUGGCAGCGGCCUCGACUGAGGCGGUGUUCUUGAUUAAAGACGUCAAGCCCGGCUCCAAAAACCUCAAUAUUGUAUUCAUCGUUUUGGAAAUAGGUUUGGAACAAAAGGCCCGUAAAUGCAAGGCAAAACCUCAACAUGUGUGGCACUAAAGGACCAUGCCUUCUUUCAACGUUGAGACGACGAGUGACCAAGACUAAAGACGGUCAUGAAGUGCGAUCCUGCAAGGUGGCCGACAAGAGCGGCAGCAUCGCCAUCUCCGUAUGGGACGAGCUGGGCAGUCUCAUUCAGCCCGGCGACAUCAUCAAACUCACCAGAGGAUAUGCGUCCAUAUGGAAAGGCUGCCUGACACUUUACACCGGGAGAGGUGGCGACCUGCAGAAGAUUGGCGAAUUUUGCAUGGUCUAUUCGGAAGUGCCCAAUUUCAGCGAGGCCAAUCCGGAGCUGCUCGCUCAAACAAACCAGCAAAACAAGUCGGGGAAACCCGACCAGAAUCCCAGGGGAAACUCUCCACCCAAUCAAAAUUCAGGUACAUCAACUGCACCAGGUAACGGCUCCGUGCCGCCCUUUUCCGCAAACAGCAACGGCGGCGGCAGCAACGGCGGCGGCGGCGGUCCUGCGGCGGGCGGUGCCCGCGACUCUGCGUUCGGGCGGCCAAACGGCCGGUCGCCCGGGAACGGAGCGGCUCAGUCUUCUGCGGUCGGACCCCCGUCCGCUAAGUUGUCGGUCAGCAUUAGCAACGGCAGGGACCCGCGACGUGCCAAAAGAUGAAGUUAGGCGGGGCUCUCUACUGUCCCUUUUGAACCUCACUUCAAGUCAUUGUCAGUCACAUGUCGAGUAGCCGCUUAGUUGUUCAGUACGGAUGAGAUUGUGUCCUCGGCCGCUUGGGAGUCUGCGCGUGCACCGCUGGAACUUGUUAGGUGGACUCCAGCCCCCUUGAAGGAACCCGCCCGCUAUAUGUUAGCACAAGUCAAAUUCUGGCCUCUUCUCCAACUCUACUUGAACACACUGUGCACUUUUGCUUCAUUUGCAUGUGAGGAACAUUUUUCAUGUCACAAAAAGCAAAGGGCACUUUUUGUGUGAAGAUGGACCCCAUUGCCAAACGACGCCGAAGGGUGCAGUGUUCGUCGUGGAGCUUUACAAAGGGCAGGUGGCAUCUUUUGUUUGGUUCCCCUUCCAAAGGUUUCUCAGUUGUACCAUCAGUAAAGUUGGACCACUUUGAGCUCAGCUAAGACAGUUCACCAAAUAAAUUUGACCACGGUUGUAAAACAGA